UACAAGGUCGCAUUAAGGAAAUGUACAAUAUCCAGAUGGUAACUAUGAAUGAAAAUCUAGCUGUCCAAUGUAAGGAGUGGUGUUCACACCAACGGCCAUUUCAGUUUGACUACAGAGACUACCCCCAACACACUGUGAAACGAAGGAAAGAUCACCUGAUGCGCACUAGGAGAAAGUGUGAUUAUACAGGUGAGACUUAUCAGAGCAACACCGGCAGGUCUGCCUCUACAGAGACUGGAAUGCAAACCAAAGUGAAACAUAGACACACAUGGCAUGCUCAGAAAUCUCCUUGGAGUACAGGUGCCAGUUAUCAAAGUCACUCCAGCUCACAGCAGAUUUCCCUGCCUGCAAAGAGAGCACCCAGACAAGAUGAUGGUGCCUAUGGUUCAAGGGAAGGUCUCUAUAAUGUGGUUCUUCUGGGGAAAAGUGGAACUGGAAAGAGUGCAUCUGCAAACACCAUCCUGACUGCUGGGAAGCUCAUUGGGGAUUCAAACCAACAUUUUCAGUCUUAUCCCAGCUCCACACCAGUCACCACCAAGUGUGAGGUGAAAAUAUUGGAGAUAUUUGGGAUACCAGUUAGGGUAGUUGACACUCCAGACUUUUUUUAUGAAGAGGAACAUGUAAACCAGGCGCAGGUAGAAGAGUGUAAGAGGUACUGUCAGGAAGGUCAUUGUGUGAUGUUACUUGUGAUGCAGCUGGGCAGGUUCACAGAUGGUGAGAGAGACAUAUUAGAGAAGCUAGAGAAAAGCCUUGGCUGGAGGAUCAGGGAGAACACAAUCAUCCUGUUUACACAUGGAGAAGAUUUGAAAGGCAGUGUAGAUAAAUUUACUGGUGAAAGAAGUCACCUGAAGCGCCUUGUGGAGGCUUGCAGUUAUCGUUACCAUGUAUUCAGGAACAGCUCCAAGGACUCAAAACAAUUCAAAGCACUCGUCAAGAAAUUUCCAGAUAUGUUUCCAAAUUUCCCAACAAUAAGGACAUCUACGGUGUUUUGUUUACGUUAGCCAUAGCUGCUUUACACAGGAAGUCCAAAUAACAAAUUCCUUUAUACAGAGAAAACAUUUCCAGUCUUUAUAGAAAAAAAAUAUCAUAUGCACAGUGAAAAUUGUGUUUUCUUUGGCUUUUUCAUAUUGAAUGUCCAAAUAAUGUAAUUUGAAACUAUCUACCACUGUGCAAGAUGGCAAGUAUGAAUAUCAUUUUUUGAAGCUGUGUGAACUCACUGCUCUUGCAUACUGAUUAUUAUUUUGUGAUAUAAACUCUAACUUCUAGUGUUUUUUUAUACUUAUUAGCAUCAUGGUGAAAAUAUACAAGACUUGUCUCCACUAAUAAAAAAUCUUUGAUCCAACUUCCUGUCCCGCUGGAUGUCACGUUGUCUAUGUUGUUGUGAAAUUUAGAUUACAUCAAUAAUGUCAAAAGGCAAACUAAUGGUGGCUAUUUGACAGCCACCUUUUUCUGAAUUUCACAUCUAUACAA
Molecule: messenger RNA, 1470 nt
Organism: Oreochromis aureus
Lineage: Eukaryota; Metazoa; Chordata; Actinopteri; Cichliformes; Cichlidae
Product: GTPase IMAP family member 8-like
Exons: 5
Coding region: 21-1001 (326 amino acids)
Molecular function (GO): GTP binding
Source: RefSeq, a predicted model, not a curated record